Phacochoerus africanus (Common warthog) is the source of this 5084-nucleotide messenger RNA. RefSeq names its product tectonin beta-propeller repeat containing 2 (gene TECPR2). Bases 221 to 4414 code for a protein of 1397 amino acids. Lineage: Eukaryota; Metazoa; Chordata; Mammalia; Artiodactyla; Suidae. Gene Ontology annotation, molecular function: protein binding. The record is from RefSeq and is a predicted model, not a curated record. The transcript has 20 exons.
GAGCCGCCUGCCGCUCGACGGUGCGGGCCCCGUUGCCCUGGAAACGGGCUCCCGGCAGUCCCCGCGGCCCGGAGUCCAUCCCCGCCUCCUCCGGCCCGGCUGGGCCGACGAGUCUGGAGGGGCCGCCGCGGGAGGACCAGCCGUUGGAAGGUACAGCGCCGUGUGCUUCAGCCCCAGCUCCCGCUCUUCCCGCCCGAAGGCCGCGGCCGAGGCCUUGGCCAUGGCGUCCGGGUCGGGGCCCGUGGCGUUCAGAGAGUUCUGCCCCUUGUACUCGCUCCUCAACGCCAUCCCCACCAGGGUCCAGAAGGGCCUCCGCUCCGUGCUGGUCUACCUCACGGCCCUCGACGCCAGCGGGGACUACAUCGCCGUGGGCAGCAGCGUCGGGAUGCUCUACCUGUACUGCCGCCGCCUCGACCGGAUGAAGAAGUACAACUGCGAGGGGAAAACGGAGUCCAUCACGGUGGUGAAGCUGCUGAGCUGCUUUGACGACCUUGUGGCUGCAGGCACGGCCUCUGGGAGGGUUGCCGUCUUUCAGCUCGUGUCGUCCUUGCCGGGGAGAAAUAAACAGCUUCGGAGAUUCGAUGUCACUGGCAUUCACAAGAAUAGCGUAACGGCCCUGGCGUGGAGCCCCAACGGAAUGAAAUUGUUCUCCGGAGACGACAAAGGGAAAAUCGUCUAUUCUUCUCUGGAUCUAGACCAGGGCGCCUGUCACUCGCUCCUGGUGCUGGAGGAGCCGGCGUCCAUCGUGCAGCUGGACUACAGCCAGAAGGUGCUGCUGGCCUCCACCCUGCAGAGAAGCCUGCUCUUCUACACCGAGGAGAAGUCCGUCCGGCAGGUCGGAACGCAGCCGAGGAAAAGCACUGGGAAAUUUGGUGCCUGUUUUAUACCAGGACUUUGUAAGCAAAGCGAUCUAACCUUGUACGCAUCCCGGCCUGGGCUCCGGCUGUGGAAGGCUGACGUCCACGGGACCGUUCAAGCCACGUUCAUCUUGAAGGAUGUCUUUGCGGGAGGAGUCAAGCCUUUCGAGCUCUACCCGCGCCUGGAAUCCUCCGACAGGGGAAGUUGCAGCUUCCCGGAGAAACACCUGGGACUCGUCUCAUGCUUCUUUCAAGAAGGCUGGGUGUUGAGUUGGAAUGAGUACAGCAUUUACCUUCUAGACACCAUCAACCAGGCCACAAUUGCUGGUUUGGAAGGGUCAGGUGAUAUCGUGUCUGUUUCCUGCACAGAAAAUGAAAUAUUUUUCUUAAAGGGAGACAGAAACAUCAUAAGAAUUUCAAGCAGGCCUGAAGGACUGGCGUCAAUAGUGCGGGACGGUCUGGAGACGGCAGGAUGCCUGGAGCCAGCCCACGGGCAGCAUGCAGAGAAGCCGCCGGGGGCCACGCUUUCCGAGACAAGGCUGAGAGGCUCCUCCGUGGCCAGCUCUGUGGCCAGCGAGCCCAGGAGCCGGAGCAGCUCGCUCAACUCCACCGACAGCGGCUCCGGGCUCCAGGCGCCCGAGCUGGGCAAGGGCAGCCAGCUCGGCGCCAAGAGGUUCAGUGUGAUCAGCUCCGAAGACUUCGCUCAGGAGCUCGUCGUGAAGCCUCUCAAGGUGAAGAGGAAGAAGCGGAAGAAGAAGCCAGAAGGCGGAGGCGGGAGUGCCUGCCCCAGUUCCCUUGAGUCGACCCCCUGCUGCGAGUGUGCUGGCGACAGCCCCCAGUCCUUGAGCGCAGACCUGCUGUCUACGGCCUCGAGUCUGGGCAGCAUCGUGGAUCGGUCCAGCACGGGGUCUCCAGACCAGGAGAGCACCCUGAGUGGCGAGGUGAACGGUGUCCUGUCUGAAUAUAACGACCCUGAAGCGUUCAGUGUCCUGGAGGCGCCUGCCCCUGCCCCUGAUUCGGCAAGUGAAGACAGUGGCAGCAGACCUGAGACCCCCACACGUGACCUCGCAGGGGAGACGGAGCCUUCAGCUCGGUGGCCGAGGGGGGCCGAGGGGGUCGAGGGCGGCGUCCCAGAACUCGAAGAGGAGCCCCGUCCUGCCGACCGUGGGCUGGGCCACCCACUCUCACCCUGCCCAGAGCAGGGCCACUCUGCUGAGGUCUGCGAGGUGGGGGGCAUGGAGCCUGAGGGCCCCCAGGGCCCUUUUUCUGAAGCCCCCCUCCUGGACUCACCCCCCGUGCCUUCCAGCCCCAGCUGGGCCCCCAGGGCUGAGCGGUGGCUUCCGGGGACCAGGGCUGACGGAGGCAGGGAAGAGCAGGGCUUCCUAGCACACGCGGGGGCCUCCGGCCACCUCGGCUCCAGUCCCUGGCACGCCGUCACUGACAGCGACACAGGCCAGAAGACAGGGGCCGCUUCCGAAGGUGACUCGGAGACCGCGGGGACAGGACCGAGCCCCCGGGCCUCUGCCUGGGGGGCCAGCACCCACGAGCAGCCUGCACGGGACCAGGUGGUGACGUCCAGCGACGAGGAGGACAUCUAUGCCCAGGGGCUGCCCUCCUCGUCCUCGGAGACAAGCGUGGCGGAGCUGGGCGCUGGCCGCUCCCUGCAGGACCUGAGCCGGCCCGGUCCAGAGGAUCCCGGGCUGCUCAAGUCAGAUCAGUUUGCAGAAAGCUGGAUGGGCUACUCCGGUCCCGGCCACGGCAUUCUCAGCUUGGCGGUCUCCGAGAAGUACGUCUGGUGUCUGGACUACAAAGGCGGCCUGUUCUGCAGCGCGCUGCCGGGGGCCGGGCUGCGCUGGCAGAGGUUCGAAGAUGCCGUCCAGCAGGUGGCAGUCUCCCCCUCAGGAGCCCUUCUCUGGAAGAUUGAGCAGAAAUCCAACCGCGCCUUUGCUUGUGGAAAAGUGACCAUCAAGGGGAAGCGCCACUGGUACGAAGCUCUGCCCCAGGCGGUGUUCGUGGCCCUGAGCGACGACACAGCCUGGAUCAUCAGGACAAACGGAGACCUGUACCUGCAGACAGGUCUCAGCGUGGAUCGCCCCUGCGCCAGGGCCGUAAAGAUCGACUGUCCGUACCCACUGUCCCAGGUCACAGCCCGAAACAGCGUGGUGUGGGCGCUGACGGAGCAGAGAGCGCUCCUGUACCGGGAGGGCGUGAGCAGCUUCUGCCCCGAGGGGGAGCAGUGGAAAUGUGACAUUAUCAGUGAAAGGCAAGCCUUGGAGCCCGUCUGCAUUACGCUCGGGGGCCAGCAGACGCUGUGGGCCCUGGACAUCCGGGGCAACCUGUGGUUCAGAACUGGCAUCGUGUCCAAGAAGCCCCAAGGAGACGACGACCACUGGUGGCAGGUGAGCAUCACAGACUACGUGGUAUUCGACCAGUGCAGCUUGUUCCAGACCAUAAUCCACGCCACACACUCGGUGGCCACAGCGGCCCAGGUACCUGUCGAAAAGGUGGCGGAUAAACUGCGCACGGCGUUUUGGUCUCAGCAGCUUCAGUGCCAGCCGAGCCUGCUCGGGGUCAACAGCAGUGGCGUCUGGAUCUCCUCUGGCAAGAACGAAUUCCAUGUGGCUAAGGGAAGUCUCGUCGGCACUUACUGGAAUAACGUUGUUCCCCGUGGGACGGCCUCUGCAACAAAAUGGGCCUUUGUGCUGGCUUCCACCGCUCCCACCAAGGAAGGAAGCUCCCUGUGGCUGAGCCAGAGCAGCAAGGACCUGUACAGCAUCAGCGCCCAGCACGCCUGGUCCCGCCCGUCCACCGUGCAGCUGCCUCCCGAUGCCGAGAUGAGGGCCUACGCUGCCUGCCAAGACGCCCUGUGGGCCCUGGACAGCCUGGGCCAGGUGUUCAUCAGGACGCUGUCCAGGAGCUGCCCCACGGGCAUGCACUGGACGAGGCUGGACCUUUCCCAGCUAGGAGCCGUGAGACUGACGAGCUUGUCGUGUGGAAAUCAGCACGUCUGGGCCUGCGAUUCCCGGGGUGGCGUUUACUUCCGUGUAGGAACGCAGCCUCUGAACCCCAGUCUGAUGCUUCCGGCCUGGAUCAUGAUUGAGCCACCUGUCCAGCCAGCUGGGGUCACCUUGGUCAGCGUCCAUUCCAGCCCCAACGACCAGAUGCUGUGGGCCCUGGACAGCAGGUGGCACGUGCACGUCCGAGCUGGGAUCACCGAGGAGAUGCCAGUGGGCACCAACUGGGAGCAUGUGCCAGGGUUGCAGGCCUGCCAGCUAGCCCUGAGCGCCAGGACUGUGUGGGCCCGCUGCCCCAACGGGGACCUUGCCCGACGGUACGGCGUCACCGACAAGAACCCGGCCGGAGACUACUGGAAGAAGAUCCCCGGAAACGUGACGUGCUUCACAGUGACCUCGUCGGAUGAGCUGUGGGCAGUGGGCCCCCCCGGCUACCUCCUCCAGCGGCUGACAAGGACUUUCAGCCCUUCCCACGGUGCCCAGAGCAGCCACGCCACCGGCCCGCACCCCGAGGACCUGGAGGACGAGUGGGAGGUCAUCUGAAGGAGCUGCUGGGACGGAGGAGGCCGGGCGCGUGUGGCAGACACAGUCGGUCUCCGACUCUCUCCCUCUCAGACUCGCCUCGCCAGCUCCUGUCCGGACACGUCCAGCCAGGUCGGCCGCCCCACACUUGCUUUCCUCCGCGUUUGCCUCCGUCUCGUUCCAGAGCCUCAGCCAGGCUGUAGAGCAGGGCCUCUGACCCCCGCGGGGCCGCGCCCAAGGCGCAGUGGCUGCUGCCAGUUGCAUGCACUACGGCUGCCACCGGGGGCUGCAGUCACCUUCUCCUCACUCACCGCUCCAGGUCCCACGGAGGGGACACCACAGGGCGCCUCCCAUGGGCAGCGCACAGCAGAGCCAGGUUGGGGCUGCCCCCGGGAACCACGUUAGUAGCCACGGAGCUGAAGGUCAGCGCUGCCACCCACCGGACGUGUGCCGUCAUGGCUCGUCUCCAUUGCAGGGUCCCACCACCCCCUCUCUGGGGUGCAGGUCCCAGCGCAUGUUUGCACUGGACCUGACGAUGGGGAACCAUGGCUGUGUCGAGGUGGGGCACCGGGACACACGUGACGCACGCACGCUGCACACACCCUCCCUGCCCGCUCCCAGGGUGGGCCGUGCCCGGCUCCUGGAGAACACAGCUCCGCCGAAACAAUAAAGGCCAGUGGAUGAACCAGAA